Microplitis mediator is the source of this 1312-nucleotide messenger RNA. RefSeq lists its product as uncharacterized. NCBI's taxonomy places the organism in Eukaryota, Metazoa, Arthropoda, Insecta, Hymenoptera, Braconidae. The coding region runs from base 328 to 837 and encodes 169 amino acids. The record is from RefSeq and is a predicted model, not a curated record. The transcript has 5 exons.
AUCUCCGAUAGAUAGUUUCAGCCAAAUCUUAUCUUUAGUUUACAUGUCAAAAUCUCGAUUCGACAUCUGAUUAUUUCAAACAUUCAGCUGAAGUAUAAAUUUCCCGCGCUGAUCGACGAUAGCGCUGGGGUGGAUAUUUAGUAAACUAAUCUGGGGAAAUAGUGAUAAAAAAAAAUAACUAUAAAUUGUAGAGUUAGCGUUUGUAAGUUGGGGACAAUAUUGUGUGUAAUCGAAUUACUGGACAGAGUGGGUGCGGUUAGGGUUUGACCACAUUUUCAAUAAGUUUAUUGUUAACUAUUAGUUUAAAUUUGAAAAUAAACCGUCAAAAUGACGAUUUUGGAAUCGUGUUGGUCGCCCAUUAUUUGGACAAAUAAUAUAAAAACUGGAAGUAAAGCGGUAGCUUUUUAUACUGUGGCAAUGAGUGUUGUUAUGAUCACACUCAUUGGUUAUCAAAUGUACGGAGGAGAUUCCACCCAACUUUAUAAUCCACUUUUUGAAGCAGAUGUAAGGUUCUCUUUACAAGCCGUCGGAGGAUUUUUUAUCGUCUACUUUUUUGUGAUGAUUGUUUCCGCAAGGUGUAUUUUUAUCGGCAUCAAUGAACGUGUCAGAGGAUGGUUACUUCCUUGGCUCAUCACCUGGUUCAUUUUUUGUGCCUUCCAAUUAGUUUUCGGGCUGUGGUUGUUAGGAGGAUAUUAUAUUUAUCUUCAAGUUGUCUUGCCGACGCUCAUUAACUGGCUUUGGAUGGGAUACAAUUUUUACUGCUGGCUAUGUGUACUGUCGGUAUACAAAUUAUUCCAGGAAAUACAGUCACCCAAUAUUGAAUUACUGUGGCCGUAAAUGAAAUUUUUUGCAAUUAUUUACAAGUGACCUUAUGAAAUUUUUUUUUAUUUUAAUAUUUUUCUCAAAGUAUUUAAAGCUUAGGUUAAUUUAGUAGUUAAGUAACCAAUUUUUACAGUGCAAAAGUGACAAUUGUUUUUUUUUAAUGUUUAUAGUGUAAGUUUAUAUUUUAUUAUACUUUUUGUUCAGUGACGAUCAAAGACUGAAAAUGGUUAGAAAACCAUCCGUCCAAAUUUGAUCUGUCGCCAUUUGUAAAUUAGAUUUACGAAGUAAUUUUUUAACAUUGUAUGAAAAAGUUUGAUAUUAUUUAGAGGUAUAUAAGCAAUUAAAUUUUUAACGAAAAAUGCACUUACAUUUUUUUUAAACUAAUUUUUAUAAACACUGUUAGGAAAAUUAUUAGAUGAUAUUUUUUAUAAAUAAACUUCUUAAAAUUUAUAAGUAUUUAUUACCAUUACUUUCAAAGUUUGGAAAAAUA